AUGUCAGAACAACCAGCUGCUAAACGUCACCUUCGGCCCGCCGCUCCCUUACCUACCACCGCGGAGACGUAUGGGGUCAGACAUGGUUUGGCUCCAGAGUUGACUUUGGCUUUGGAGAACAUUGGGAGGAACAAGAGGCAAGUCGUUGCUCAAGGCCGUUCAUUCGUACGAUCACAAACCACCUCUGUACUUCCCAACCCACAUCUCGCCCUCCCAGCAUGGUCCGGACCAGGAGAUACUCCAAAAGAUAUCCCAAAACCGACAUGGCAAUCUGAGAACGAUACUCUCGAACAUGCUCGUGCUGUAUUACGCGAAUCCGGAAGACCGAACGAGCUUCAACCCUUCUACGCAACUAUUCUCGAAGACGACAAACCAGUGUCACCUUUCCAAACCGCUCCCCUGAGGCCAGAAGAGCAAUUACGUCCGACGAAACGGAAAGACCUCGAGGUGGGCUUGGUGGAUGCUGAACAAGGUCAUCCUGGGGUCGAUCUGAAGAGUGUGGAAAGAGAAGGGACAGAAGCGGAGGAUAUGGAGAUGGGGAUGCAUCAAAGCACUGAUAAACUGGGAGUGAGGCAAGACGAUUUCCCACCAGUCUUCGUCAGUCCGAAAAUCACUCAGCCGGAAUUAUUCGCCAAGCCGAUCUUUCCCCGAGCACCAGGUCCUGGAUCAGGAUCAGGGUUUAGAGAAGGAGUGCCAGGUGGUACCGGUGGACCAGGCGCGCAAAGGGAGAAGAAGGGGUUGCCAAGUAGGAUGAUGGGAAGACAACUGGGGAAAACGGUGUCGGCGCCAGUGUUUGGGGCAUGGGGAGGGAUGGAGGUAGAUGGAGGAGAAGUAGAGGGGGAUGGGUUUGACGUUGGUGAAUGGGCUAAAGGGGAGGACUUCUAG
Molecule: messenger RNA, 885 nt
Organism: Tremella mesenterica DSM 1558
Lineage: Eukaryota; Fungi; Basidiomycota; Tremellomycetes; Tremellales; Tremellaceae
Exons: 2
Coding region: 1-885 (294 amino acids)
Source: RefSeq, a predicted model, not a curated record